Messenger RNA from Daldinia decipiens, 1948 nucleotides. Its product is annotated as protein FYV10. Gene Ontology annotation, molecular function: protein binding; ubiquitin protein ligase activity. The coding region runs from base 70 to 1305 and encodes 411 amino acids. The record is from RefSeq and is a predicted model, not a curated record. Lineage: Eukaryota; Fungi; Ascomycota; Sordariomycetes; Xylariales; Hypoxylaceae. Gene Ontology annotation, cellular component: nucleus; cytoplasm; GID complex. The transcript has 3 exons. Gene Ontology annotation, biological process: proteasome-mediated ubiquitin-dependent protein catabolic process.
CCAAAAAAGAAGAACCACUCCAAUACACACCACCCCUUACAUCGAAAAUCGAGAUUUUGUCUGGGAAAGAUGGGCGACAUUGCAGCAACCAAGUUAGAUCACGAGAAUCACCUUCUCCUCGACCAGCCUCUCCUCCGCCUUCCUAUCGAGCUUCUACGGAAGAACUUCCGGUCCGCCCACUUCGAAGUCGAAAAAGAUGGCACGUACAUCAAGAACACGCUGAAGGAGACGGCAACGGCAUGCGUGAACGGCGGCGCCUCGCAGGCCGACGUGCUCAAGAACCUCGACACGAUGAUCGCCCGGAUGCGCGGCGUGAAGCGGAAACUAACCGCCUUCGCCGACGAGGAGCAGCGGCUACACCGCCACGAGGAGGCCCGCAUCCGCCACCUCAACGAGCUGUACGCCAUGUACGGCGUCGACGACGUCAAGUACGAGGCCUGGAGCCGCACCCGGCUCGACCGUCUUCUGGUCGAUUACCUCCUGCGCCACGGCUAUAACCAGAGCGCGAGGGCACUCGCUCAGGAGAAGGGCAUCGAGCCGCUCGUGGACCUCGAUACGUUCGAGCAGAUGAGCCGGAUCCGGAAAUGCAUUCUGAACCGGAGCGUCACCGAGGCGUUGGCCUGGUGUACAGCGGGAGACACGAAGAAGGAACUCCGGAAGAUGGAUAGUAACCUAGAAUUCAUGCUUCGCUUCCAGCAAUACAUCGAGCUAGUCCGAGACCACUCCACCAAACCCACCGACAUCCUCUCCUACGCGCGCAAGUUCCUGCUCCCCUACCAGCACACGUACAAGAAAGAAGUCAUGCAAGCCUGCGGCAUGCUAGCCGUGCGUCCCAGCGCCGAAACCAACGUUUACGCGGAGCUCUACUCGCCGGACCGAUGGGAAAUGCUCGCCAACCUGUUCACAUCCACGCACAACGCACUGCUCUCGCUCCCGUCCGUCCCCCUCCUCCACGUCGCGCUAAGCUCCGGACUCUCCGCCCUAAAGACGCCAGCCUGCCACUCCUCGCACCCGUCCUCCGCCGCCGGCCCCCCCUCCCACUCGACGUCUCUCUCCCUAGCCUCCAGCGUCUGCCCCAUCUGCAGCACCGAGCUGAACGAGCUCGCCCGCGGCGUGCCCUACGCCUUCCAUAGCAAGAGCCACGUCGAGCCCGAUCUACUCCUGCUGCCCAACGGCCGCGCCUACGGCAAAGCCCGCCUCGACGAGUACGCCCGCAAGGCCGGCUUGCUCGACGACCAGGUGAAGGAUCUGCGCACCGGGGAGGUGUUUGGGAACGACCGCUUGAAGAAGGUGUAUAUUACGUGAUUGGCAGGUUUACUAGUUUGCCGGCUGGCUACCUUGAAGGAAUGUCUUACGCACAACGUCUAAGAUACGAUAUAGAAUGGUUAUAAUGGUUAAUGAUGCGGUGGACCGUGUAUUCUUACCCCCGUUACCACCUACCUACCUACUUUUACCUAGGCCGCUUGCCCUAGUAGUACAGGUUCUACUUCUACGUAAUUUACCUACAUACAUACCUAUAUAGGUACCUACGUAGGCGGUUUUCAUGGUCUACGAGACGGUGCCCGGUGGCAGGUACCCGUCGGCGUCGUUAUCAUCAGCAUCGUCAUUUGGGGAAAACGGCAUAGUGCAUGCAUGCAAUGGAGUUAUUUUACAUGAUCAACUUUUUAUUUUUGGAUAUGAAUUACUGAUGAAAUUGUCGAUGUAUAUAUACCUAUCUAUAUAUACGUGGUAUGCCAUGUAUUAUUUACUGUGCCGAGGUUAGAUUUUGCCCCGACUUGAGGGUUUCCUAAAUGUACGAUGAAAUAUCAAUUACGAACUACAUACAGUGGGUGUAGUAGGCUAGGUUAGCAUUAUACCGGGUUUAAAAAUGUGAGACUUACCUCGGGUAGAUUUACAGGGGUCCAAUACCAUGUAUGAAUGGAUUCCAAAGCUCAACCCUUUGCUAAUA